AUGGCGGAGGAUAGGAAAGACGAAGCCAAGGCACCUCACUGGACUGCAGGUCAACUAACAGAGGCUUCUUCACACCCACAUUCACCUGAAAUCAAGGAGCAGGGUGGGGCAGGUGCCGGAAUGGUCAGAAGUGCCAAUGGAUUUUCCUACCAAGAGGAUGAGGAGCCGGUGCUGGGCAGCUGUGAGCAGCCAGGGACGUACACGCGGACCAAAGAGAAUGGGAUCAACGGAGAGCUGUCAGCGGGGGACAGAGAGACUGCAGAAGAGGUGUCUGCAAGGAUAGUACAAGUAGUAACAGCUGAAGCUGUAGCAGUCCUGAAAGGUGAGCAGGAAAAAGAAGCACAGCACAAAGAUCAGCCUGGACCACUACCUAUAGCAGUCGAAGAGUCAGCCAACCUGCCUCCUUCCCCACCUCCAUCACCAGCUUCUGAGCAGACUGGAGCUCUGGAGGAAGCAGCAGGUGGUGAAACAAACCAGGCUCCUGGUGUAUUUAAACAAGCAAAGGAAAAACUCUCAACUGCCUCUUUGUCAAAGAUUCCUGCCUCAAAGUCUAGAGCAAAGUCAUUGCUUCCUCCAAGACCCAGCUCAGCUUGCUCAUUAACUACUAAAAGGGCCACUUUUCUCGAUACAGACAGUUAUUAUGUACGGCCCUCCUCAGCAGGCCCAAGAAACUGCUUGCCCUACUCAAAAUCAGAUGCUCAGGAUGGAGUAAGCAAGAGUCCUGAAAAACGCUCCUCUCUACCAAGACCUGCCUCUAUCCUUCCUCCUCGAAGAGGUGUGUCAGGAGACCGAGACAGAGAGGAAAACUCUCUCUCCCUCACCGCUUCCCUUUCCUCUUCAGUACGACGGACCACCCGAUCAGAGCCAAUUCGUAGCAGAACAGGAAAAAGUGGAACUUCUACUCCAACUACUCCUGGCUCCACUGCCAUCACUCCAGGGACACCACCAAGCUAUGCCUCCCGUACUCCAGGCACUCCAGGGACACCCAGCUACUCCAGAACACCCCACACUCCUGGGACCCCCAAAUCUGCCAUACUGGUACCUACUGAGAAAAAAGUUGCUAUAAUUCGCACUCCUCCUAAAUCUCCGGCUACUCCGAAGCAGCUACGAGUUAUUAAUCAGCCUCUACCUGACCUCAAGAAUGUCAGGUCCAAAAUUGGUUCAACAGAUAACAUCAAAUACCAGCCUAAAGGGGGGCAGGUUAGGAUUUUAAACAAGAAGAUCGAUUUUAGCGAUAUUCAGUCCCGGUGUGGUUCCAGAGAUAACAUCAAACAUUCUGCAGGGGGAGGAAAUGUACAAAUCGUAACCAAGAAGAUCGACUUGAGUCAUGUGACUUCCAAGUGUGGCUCCCUCAAGAAUAUCCACCACAAGCCAGGAGGUGGGCGUGUGAAAAUUGAGAGUGUGAAACUGGAUUUCAAAGAAAAAGCUCAGGCUAAAGUUGGUUCACUGGAAAAUGCCCACCACGUGCCUGGCGGUGGUAAUGUCAAGAUUGACAGCCAGAAGCUCAACUUCAGAGAGCACGCCAAGGCCCGUGUGGAUCACGGGGCUGAGAUCAUCACGCAGUCACCAGGCAGGUCCAGCGUGGCUUCACCACGCAGGCUCAGCAACGUCUCGUCCUCUGGAAGCAUCAACCUGCUGGAGUCCCCCCAGCUUGCUACCCUGGCUGAAGAUGUCACAGCAGCCCUGGCUAAGCAGGGCUUAUGAAUUUGCUCAUUGCGCGUUGUAUGAAGUAAUAAUAUUUAGGCAUGAGCUCUUGGCAGGAAUGGGCUCAGAGCAAGUGUUACAUUCAUUCUUUGCCAUGUCUAAAACUAAGUCACAUCCCAAGACUUGUAGUUACCAUACAGUUAAAAAAAAAACAAAACAAAACAGAAAAAAUAUUAAAUAGAUGCAGAAAUGGGCCUGAUUUCCAUUUACGACAGGAAGACACUGGCUUUAUUUGGGUAUACAACUGCAGUAUGUUACAUUGGACAAUUAUUGUUGCUCUGCUCUGUCUUGCAUGGAGUACCGUACUAUGAUAAAAUGCAUUUUUACCUUUCAUGUGCCUGAAGGCCAUCCACCUCUUUCUGAAGAGCCUUGUUAAUAUCCCAAGUGGCUCAUUUAAUUGUUCUGUUGAUAGACGGGGAAGUAAAAAAGUUGCCCAUUGUAAGUUAUUACAGGUUAAAUAAACAGUCUGCUUACCAGAAGGAAGGACAUAUAGAGAAAAUCAAGUUUAAUUAAAAGAUGUUAUUUUGUAUAAAUGAGUAGAACAAAAGUUGAAUUAAGUUAUUAACAUUUUUUUGGACCUGGUUAAUUAUGUCAGUGUAUAGCUGAAAAGCCAAUAAAUUAUUUAACUAAUAACUAAAAAUCGUAGCUGAAAACAUUUGAACUGUGCUGGGGAAGUGACAUAAAAAAGCAGUUGAAAGCAAGCACUUCUAUCCCAGUGGACUUGUGUCUGAUUAGAAAGUUGGUUAAGCGGCUAGAUUUGUGUACACACCACCAGUUUCACAUCCUUUCCAUCUGUUUGAUACAGUAUUAUAGAUAUAUAUAUUUCUCUGUGGCCAUUUGUGAUACGCCCUCCUCAUAUACUUGAAUAUUCUACUUCUUUAUUCACAGUAUCUGUGUCUCUUGCACCUUUUGGUGUUGCAAUUUUAGGUAUGUAAAAGUAGAUGUUAGCAGGGUUUUUUUUCCCUAUUCAUAAGAAUACAUU
Chaetura pelagica (chimney swift) is the source of this 2686-nucleotide messenger RNA. RefSeq names its product microtubule-associated protein 2 (gene MAP2). Gene Ontology annotation, biological process: microtubule cytoskeleton organization; neuron projection development. The record is from RefSeq and is a predicted model, not a curated record. The transcript has 11 exons. The coding region runs from base 1 to 1704 and encodes 567 amino acids. Gene Ontology annotation, molecular function: microtubule binding. NCBI's taxonomy places the organism in Eukaryota, Metazoa, Chordata, Aves, Apodiformes, Apodidae. Gene Ontology annotation, cellular component: neuron projection.